Molecule: messenger RNA, 4674 nt
Organism: Silurus meridionalis
Lineage: Eukaryota; Metazoa; Chordata; Actinopteri; Siluriformes; Siluridae
Gene: peli3
Product: pellino E3 ubiquitin protein ligase family member 3
Exons: 7
Coding region: 375-1775 (466 amino acids)
Biological process (GO): regulation of Toll signaling pathway; protein K63-linked ubiquitination
Molecular function (GO): ubiquitin protein ligase activity; protein binding
Source: RefSeq, a predicted model, not a curated record
AGCGAACACACCCACUCAGUAGGCGACGGUGAAACACCUUCUCUGUUGUGAAUCUCGUCAAAAGGGGGAACGCAAAGAAGCGAUGGGCGUGUCAACUGGACGUCGUGUCCGGAGCGAAAUUAAUGUGUCGGAUUAAACGUUUUUGCCGUCACCCAUGGUGGACCGUAAUGACCCAGGCGUGUCUGCGUGGCGAUGAUCGCGUCGUCCACAUCAUCGUAGUACAGGGACACCACAAUCAGCACCACAAUCAGCACCAUCAUCAGCACCAGCAGCGCCACGCGCCCCUUCUGAUGCCACGCGUGGAUUAAACCCAACCAUCUGGACUGACGACGCAAACAUCGGCGGCUGCGAGUCCCUGCACGUGGCCCUCAGACAUGGUUUUGGAAGGAAGCUCUGAGGCUCUGUGCCCUCCGCCUUCCCUGGAGCUGCGCCAAUCAUGCAACAAGAGCCAACCAUCGCCCCCUCUAGACUCGGGCUCGCAAUCCCAUGAUGCCAUAUUUUCCGGGGACCAGGAGCCUACCAAGUAUGGAGAGCUAAUCGUGCUGGGACAUAACGGCUCAUUAGCAGGUGGUGAUAAAGGGCGCCGGAGGAGUCGACUAGCUCUUUACAAGAGACCUAAAGCCAAUGGCGUCAAACCUGAUGUCAUCCACAAUGUAUCCACACCUCUAGUGUCAAAGGCACUGAGCAACAAAAGCCAGCACAGUAUCUCCUACACACUGUCAAGGAGUCAUUCUGUUAUAGUAGAGUAUACACAUGACUCAAACACAGAUAUGUUCCAGAUUGGUCGGUCUACAGAGAGCAUGAUCGACUUUGUGGUGACGGAUAUGGCAGGCAGCAGCGGGCAGUGCCAAGGUCAGAGUCAGGGGGGUGCGGGAGGUGACGGAGGCCAGUCGGCACAGAGCACCAUCUCCCGCUACGCUUGCCGCAUCAUGUGUGAACGUAGUGCCCCCUACACGGCCCGUAUCUAUGCUGCUGGCUUCGAUUCCUCCAAAAACAUCUUCCUCGGGGAGCGGGCAGCUAAGUGGCGGACCUCAGAUGGCUUGAUGGAUGGGUUGACUACUAAUGGGGUGUUGGUGAUGCACCCUGCGGGGGAAUUUGUGUCUGAACCCACUCCUGGUGUGUGGAGGGAGAUAUCAGUGUGCGGAAACGUCUUUGCCCUGAGAGAAACACGCUCGGCUCAACAGAGGGGCAAAUUGGUCGAGAAUGAGUCAAACACACUGCAGGAUGGCUCUCUGAUUGACCUGUGUGGCGCCACGCUGCUUUGGCGGAGCCCGAGUGGCCUACGGCGCACGCCUACGCUCAAGCAGCUCGAGUCACUGCGCCAGGAGCUGAACGCCGCACGUCCCCAGUGUCCAGUGGGCUUCAACACGCUAGCCUUCCCCAGCCUGGCGCAACGUGCCACCGUCGACAAGAAGCAGCCAUGGGUCUACAUGAACUGCGGUCACGUGCACGGCUACCACAACUGGGGCUUCCGCAGAGAGAAGGAUAAGGCAGUGGGGGCAGCCGAGCGCGAGUGCCCCAUGUGCAGGAAGGUGGGCCCGUACGUGCCUUUGUGGCUGGGCUGCGAGGGCGGCCUGUAUCUAGACGCAGGGCCCCCGACACAUGCUUUCUGCCCCUGCGGCCACGUGUGCUCAGAGAAAACGGCACAAGGCUGGAGCCAGAUUCCACUGCCGCACGGAACCCACGCCUUCCACGCAGCAUGUCCCUUCUGUGGCACAUGGCUCACUGGCCAGCACGGCCACAUCAAGCUCAUCUUCCAAGGCCCCGUUGACUGAGACAGCAGGACUGCAUGUGAAACACAAGGACUAAAGGGCCUGGAGUCAAUGUACUGAACUGUUCCUGCACCGAGACACCAGCGUGCUGAAAAAAAAAAGGAGAAAAUGUUGAGAGUAUAUGUAAAUAAAGGUGAUGAAAUAAAUAAAGGGAAACGAUUGCUUGCUUUUUGUAAGAUUGCCGUGCACAAGCAACGUACUAAGAAAGAUUUAUGGGCAUCGUUUUAGGGCAGAAACGUUGUGUUGCCUUGCUGAUGAAAACCUACUGUAAAAGAAAUGUGGCUAUGGGCCAGGAUCUGAAAUAUACACCGUCAUCACCAGUCAUUUGUAUUUGACAUUAUAUUAAAACAUAUGAACACUAUAAAUAUAUAGGCAGUAAGAUGAACGCUACACGCCUUCGACAUCACAACGAUGAUGCAGCAUAAACGAGAGAAAGGCUUAAGCAGACUCUCUCCUCUUUGCCUCCCUCCCUCCCUCCCCGUCUCUUCAUCUGUUUCUCAGGGACGUCUGGGCAGAGUGGUACAGUCGUGUCUGCAGACUGCAGCUCAUUCCCUGGCUAUAAAUAACUCAAGGUCAUUAUUGCUGCCCCACAAACACUAUGCACACUGGCCUUUGCGUGUAAGAAAAAGAACAAGAUAUACAGUACAGAAGCCAUUUACAAGUCAAAAGCAAACCAUUUAUUAUAUUUGUGUAGAUCUGUAUCAUAGCUUUUGAUCUACUGACUAAUUCACAUAAGGACUUGCUUACAGGACCAAGAUGUGCAGUUAUUAUUUUUAAUAUAGACUAAUACUAGAAUGUACUUCGAUCAUUAAGACAUUUGGAUCUGAUCAGGACGAUCUUAAGCUACUGGGUAGAAUUGAUGAAUCGUGAAACAACUUCAGUAUUGAAACAAAUCCAGCUGUUUAGACUUGCUAAUACAAAGCAUAAUAUAAAAAAAAAUAAGACAGCUAAUCAGUUACAGCAGCAUGAAUGGUUUCAAAACCUCUAACCUCCCAUAAUGGGAUUAGUAACAGGUAGGCAGUAAGAUCAUACACUGUAAUAUUUUAAAUAACAAGCUGCUUGAUGAGGUGACUGAAAAUCUAUAAACAACUGAAGAAAAAAAAAAAAGAGGCACUUUUAGAAAAUACACAUUUUCUUCUAUUUAGGUUGCUACAUUGACUAUGUUUACAGUGCGGGCUAUGGUUUGCUCUUAUAUUGUGACUCAAAAAUAAGCUGCAUUAAGAGCACCAAUUAAAAAUGACGAUCCAGGCAAUAAAAAGAUGCAAUUCAUGAACCACCAACUAAAAAAAAAAAAAACCCAAAAAGCCACACAUAAGACAUUGAUCAUUUUUAUUAUAUAUAUUUAUAAUAAUAUGUACAGAAAGAAGAAAAACAUGAUCAAACUGAGCUAUGAAAGAGCACCAGAGUGAGCAAGCAGUGGGAGAGAGAAAGAACUACCGGCCUGGUGCUCUCACUACAACAGUCGCCUGCACCUUCAUCAUGCCUCGCCCAAAGCAACAUAGAGAUGUGCAAAUGACAGAGAGAACAAUGAACAAAGUUAAAAAGUAAAAGCCAAACAAAACAAAACAAAAAAAAGAGAAACAAAAAAGAAAGCACGCAGCAAAAUUCCAUCACAUUCAAAAGCAGCCCCUCCCCUCUUGUUUAGAAUAAUGUCCCACCCUUAUACAUUGCCCCUAGGCCCUAAAUCCGUUAAUCAGACACACAGCAUCACAACUUAAUAGCUCAAUUCAUAGGUUAAAAUCAGUAGAACAGCAAGCCUCAUGGAAAAAAACAACAAAAAUAACGCAUUCUGAACAUGUAGGAAACAGAGGGCACUCGGAUUUAAUGUGUGAUGGAGUACAGGUCUGAAGUGAGACGUAUGUGAUUUUUUGUUGUGUUUUUUUUUUUUUGUUUGUUUUUUGUUGGGGUUUUUUUUUUUUUACAGACAUCACAUGUAAUUGAAAUAGAAGGAAUGUUCCUAAAUACAGUAAACCCAACCCCAUCCCUGUACACCCCCCACAAACCUGCUACUGCUCCCUUCACCCCCAUUCCACCAAACCAAUCUCACUGAGCAAUGUCUUUAAUCUCCCAAAAAAAGUGUUAUUCUGAGGUUAAAAAUGGCUGAAGUGGCAUUAAAUGUAAAUGGCUCAGUUUAUUAGUACUCUAAUAUUACAAUAUGAUAGACAACUUCUUCAAGACAGGUCUACACAAACUGCAUCUAGGUUGUUUUUUUUCUAGAUCCACAUUCUACAUAUACUAUAUUAUGACAAAAACACUGUCUGUUGUCCACAAGAAAGUCAUUGCUCAUGGGUUUUAAAUCUUAACUUAGUAAGGGGACGCUUUUGUUUUCUAAACUUGAAGUCACAUUAGGGGUAGAGGGGCUUUAAAUUGAAGGGCUAUAUAUUAACCCUUACACUGCCAAGAUUUUUGUACUGUUCUACACCAAAUAAUGAAAGGUCUCAAAGAUUAAGUUAAUUUUAUUUUAGGCCGAAUGCAAAAAGAAAAAGGGGCUUGAACAUGAGUGUUGUAUUUUGGAGAAUAUGGAAGGUCAUAUCCGGUCUCUAAGCCAAGACCAGUCAGUCCCAACAUCCUCCAUCUUGAUAAGACCCACAGUACAAACAUCCCACUGAUUUAACACACCUUCAGGAGUACACCCCACCCCCCCGUGUAUGUUUACACUUUAUGCACACAUACAAAGACAUUUCUAAACCACACAGUUUUGCAGGGAUGAUGGGUUGUGUCGAACUGAGCUUGUACAGCAAAACAUACGCAACGUCUAUACAGAUUCUGCAAAAGACUGACUCGUCGAAACGCUAAGAUGUCAAAGUAGACGUCAAACCCAAGACAUCUUGGACAAAAUGAAACCCAAACGCUACAGUAAUUUUGACAAAAAGACCGGCACACCUGAAAAUAAUAAUUAAAA